Messenger RNA from Halichondria panicea, 3537 nucleotides. Its product is annotated as exportin-7-like. The record is from RefSeq and is a predicted model, not a curated record. Bases 149 to 3403 code for a protein of 1084 amino acids. Gene Ontology annotation, cellular component: cytoplasm; nuclear pore. Lineage: Eukaryota; Metazoa; Porifera; Demospongiae; Suberitida; Halichondriidae. Gene Ontology annotation, biological process: protein export from nucleus. Gene Ontology annotation, molecular function: small GTPase binding; nuclear export signal receptor activity. The transcript is spliced from 27 exons.
AAUUUUCUUCACAUAGGUAAUUGUUCUAAUAAGACGAAACAGUCCUAUCCAACUACCUAGCUUUCUACAGAGCUUUGCUGUAUUACAUUUAUAUUGCACAAGAGGUGCUCAUGAACUUGGUUUGGUGCAGCUGAAAGAGGAAUCUCUCAUGGAUGAGCAGCAAUUGUCACAGCUGGAGCUCCUCUGCCAGCAACUGUACGAGUCACAUGAGCCGGAGGUGCGGUUACAAGCAGAGAAGGCCCUCGUCGGGUUCACUGAGUCACAGGAAUCACUACCCCAAUGUCAGAUGGUCCUGGAGAGAUCACAGAGUGCGUAUGCUCUCCUGCUGGCCUCCUCCACUCUCACUAAACUGGUCACCAGAGCCACUAGCAAUGUCUCCAUUCAGGACAGGCUACAACUCAGGAACUAUGUGCUCCAGUAUCUUGGUAACAGGCUAGGCCUGACUGGGUUUGUCACUCAGGCCCUCAUUCAGCUGAUAGCUCGGAUCACCAAGCAUGGCUGGUUCGACGGAGACAAGAAAGUGUUUGUGUUCAGGGACAUCUUGGACGAAGCCGGAACGUUUCUUAGAGGCUCAGUGGACCACUGUGUAGUGGGUGUGCAGAUCCUUCACACGUUGGUGGUGGAGAUGAACCAGGUGGAGUCCAUGAGGUCACUCACCAACCAUCGCAAGGUGGCCUCCUCAUUCAAAGAUGAGUCUCUCUACGACAUCUUCACUCUCUCGUGCACGCUGCUAAGACAGAUCAAUGUCCACGACAAGACACAGGCUGUUCUGAUCAGCUGGCUGCUCAAACUAGCCUGUGCCUGUCUCUCGUUUGACUUCAUCGGCACUUCAACUGAUGAGUCAGCAGAUGACCUGGCAACAGUGCAGAUACCCACUGCCUGGAGAUCCACCUUCCUCGACUGUACUACACUGCAGCUCUUCUUCAACCUCUUCCACAGUCUCUCCUCAGAUCUGGCUCACAUGUCGAUCACGUGUCUCGUCCAGCUGGCAAGUGUGAGACGAUCUCUGUUCAACAAUGUUGAGAGAAGCACAUUCCUCGCACAACUAGUCAAGGGAGUGUGCAGUAUCCUGGAUCAGCCGCAGCCUCUGCAGACGUUGGCUGACCCAGAGUGCUACCACGAGUUUUGUAGGCUCCUCAUGAGACUCAAGUCAAACUACCAGCUGGUGGAGCUCAUGAAACUGGACAGCUACACCCGCUUCCUGGAGGUAGUUGCCAAGUUCACCCUCUCCAGCUUGCAGUCAUGGCAGUUCUCUGGCAACAGCAUCCAUUACCUCCUGGGGUUCUGGCAACGAAUGGUCGGCUCUGUGCCUUACAUCAGAAGCAGCGAACCACAUCAACUGGACACUUACGUACCCGAGUUGACUAAGACGUAUGUAACCUCGAGACUAGAGUCAGUGGAGACCGUUAUUGCCGACAGCCUCGACAAUCCCCUCGACGACCAGACCAUGGUCUCCCAGCAGCUGGAGCAAAUGGCCACGAUUGGUCGCUGCGAGUACAGCAAGACCUGUCAGGUCCUCAUGUCUCUAUUCGAUCAGACCGCCUCCUCUUAUCAGGAGAUCUUGGCCAACCCCAGCUCCGCUCCCUCACAGCAAAUGGCCCUCCGAGAAGGUCAGCUGGCAUGGUUAGUGUAUCUGAUUGGCUCUGUAAUUGGUGGACGGAUUUCACACAUGAGUGCAGACGAUUACGACUCCAUGGAUGGACAGCUAGUGUGCAGGGUGCUUCAACUGAUGAACCUUACGGACUCACAGCUUCCACAGCAUGGAAGUGAGAAUCUGGAUCAGUCAUUUCUCCACUUCUUUGAGCAAUUUCGAGUAGUGUACGUCGGAGAUGUCAUCUCAAAGACUUCAGGGGUGUACCAAGCACUAUCUGAGAGAUUGGGGCUAAACGAUGAGUCUAUGGUACUCAACGUCUUCGUCAAUAAAAUUGUGACCAACCUCAAAUUCUGGACUAGCAGUAAAACGAUUGUCACCAAGACUCUGCAGCUACUCACUGACCUUUCCAUCGGUUACGGCAGCGUGAGGAAGCUGGUGAAGCUGGAGUCAGUCAAGUUCAUAUUGGAGAACCACACACCGGAUCACUUCCCCUUCCUGAAUGUGGCCCACAGCAACCUGGACCUGGGCUGCCGAACUCUAUUCUAUGUGGCUCUGGCCAGACUGCUUCUUGUCGAGUUGGGAGAGAGUGAGGAGAAGUUUGAGCGGUUCAUCAGCCCCUUAAAUUCCGUAACGGAGCAGCUCCAAGCCAACUUUGUGCAACAAACAAUGUCAGAAGAUGAACUCAAACGUACCCUGGUGGCCCUGUGUAGGGACCUCACGGGAGUGGCUCGCUCCUUCACGAGCAAGACAAGUUACAUGAUGCUAUUCGACUGGGUUUAUCCCACGGUGACCACCAUUCUCCUGAAGGCACUGGAUGUGUGGUACUUCGACCCAUUUGUAACCUCCCCAGUACUGAGACUGAUCACUGAACUAGUGCUCAACAGAUCACAACGGCUGCAAUUUGAUGUGACCUCACCCAAUGGUGUGCUGCUGUUCAGAGAAGCCUCUAAAACCAUCACCAGUUUUGGAGAGCAUAUUCUCACCCUCACAGACAUUCCAGCCGACAAAAUCUACCCCCUAAAGCUAAAAGGCAUUUCCAUAUGUUUUGAGAUGCUAAAAGGAGCGCUGUGUGGCACCUAUGUCAACUUUGGUGUGUUCAGACUCUAUGGUGACGAUGCUUUAGACAAGGCCCUCAACACAUUCAUCAAACUCAUGGUCUCCAUACCUCUCAAGGACUUACUGGAGUACCCCAAACUAAGCAAGUGCUAUUACGACCUGUUGGAGGUGCUCACUCAAGACCACAUGGAGUUUGUGUCCACUCUAGAACCAGAGGUCUUCAUCUAUAUCCUCUCCACAAUCUCAGAGGGACUCACUGGCCUGAAUGCCAUGGUCUGUACAGGUUGUUGCAGCACUCUAGAUCACAUUCUUGCCUUCCUCUUCAAGAAACUAAGCAGCUCAAAGGGACCCAUCUCUCCCACGCAAAGAACGCCCUUUCUUAGAAUUCUAGAACUGCAUCCGGAAAUUCUCCAGCAGAUGCUGUCAUCGAUAAUGAAUAUAAUAAUGUUUGAAGAGUGUCGUAAUCAGUGGUCCAUGUCUCGUCCCCUCCUCGGUCUCAUUCUCCUCAAUGAAGAGUAUUUCAAGGAUCUCCGAGAACGUAUGGUUGCCUUGCAACCCGCUGAGAGACAGGAAGCCAUGAUGACCUGCUUCGAGAACCUGAUGGAGGGCAUCGAGAGAAACCUGCAAUCUAGAAAUAGGGACAAUUUCACCAAGAAUCUGUCAGUGUUUCGUCGCAACAUCAACAACUCGCUGAAAGGCGUUGUCUCCACCACUACUUCAGCAGCAGCCCCUCACUUUGAAAUGAUGGUUUGACAACAACUAACUCUUUCACAAACUUUCUCAUUUGUCUGAAUAAAUCACUUCUCAUUGAAGCAUUUUGUAUCUUCUGAUGGUGUGUAUGUUCUUUACUUAUUUUCUAUCUUAUAAACAAUUUGACAGGUACAUAU